Molecule: messenger RNA, 5307 nt
Organism: Coturnix japonica (Japanese quail)
Lineage: Eukaryota; Metazoa; Chordata; Aves; Galliformes; Phasianidae
Gene: CTDSPL
Product: CTD small phosphatase like
Molecular function (GO): RNA polymerase II CTD heptapeptide repeat phosphatase activity
Source: RefSeq, a predicted model, not a curated record
CUGCCAACCUCCCCCCCCCCCUUUUUCACCGCCCCCCUCCUCGCACACACGAAGCCUCCGGGAGGGAAAACGGCCAGGUGAAAUCUCCCUCUGUUUCCAUGGACAACCCGUCCAUUAUCACCCAGGUGACUAACCCCAAAGAGGAGGAGAUCCUGUCCUGCGCUCAGGAUAAAGUGUCCCAAUGUAAUAUCAGCUUGAAGAAGCAGAGGAGUCGAAGUAUCUUUAGCACCUUAUUCUGCUGCUUUCGUGACUACAAUGUCGAACCACCAUCUACCAACAGCACCAGUGCUCUUCCUCCUUUGGUGGAGGAGAAUGGAGGACUUCAGAAGGGUGACCAGAUGCAGGUCAUGCCUAUACCAAGUCCACCAGCUAAAUACCUCCUGCCAGAACUGACAGCGUCAGACUAUGGGAAGAAGUGUGUGGUCAUUGAUUUAGAUGAAACUUUAGUGCACAGUUCAUUUAAGCCAAUCAGCAACGCUGAUUUCAUCGUUCCCGUUGAAAUCGAUGGAACCAUACAUCAGGUGUAUGUAUUGAAACGACCACAUGUGGAUGAAUUUCUUCAAAGGAUGGGAGAGCUCUUUGAAUGUGUCCUCUUCACAGCAAGUCUAGCCAAGUAUGCAGACCCAGUGGCCGACUUACUGGAUCGCUGGGGUGUGUUCAGGGCAAGGCUAUUUAGAGAAUCCUGUGUUUUCCACCGGGGAAAUUACGUGAAGGAUCUGAGUCGGCUGGGACGUGAGCUGAGUAAAGUUAUCAUAGUGGAUAAUUCUCCUGCAUCUUACAUCUUCCAUCCUGAAAAUGCAGUGCCUGUGCAGUCCUGGUUUGAUGACAUGACAGACACAGAGCUGCUAGAUCUUAUUCCUUUCUUUGAAGGACUAAGCAAAGAGGAAGAAGUUUACAGUAUGCUUCAUAAACUCUGCAACAGGUAGCCCUUAACUUUGACUGACUUGUGCUACUAGGUUGCAGUUGCUAGAGGAUGUCUCCAUCUUUUUCAGCUCAUUCAAAUGUAAGCUUUGGGGAGGUCACUCCUGUCAGAAGUGCUACUCUCGAUCUUCCUGUUACAUUGGACACAAAGGACAAUCAUGAGUGAUGCUAUUAAGCCUUCAGAAGCCUGACUCCUAAGGUCACGUGUUCAGACUACUUUUUUUUUUUUUAAAUGAAAAAAAAAAAAAGAAAAAGAAAAAAAAAGAAAAAAAAAGGAAAAAAAAAAAGAAGCUAUUUUAAAUGGGACUCUUUUAAUGAAUUUCAUAAAUGGACAUCUUUUACUGGAUCAGCUUUUCUUAAAACAUGCCAAAAAAAAGAAGCUUGUAUUUCAGCAGUUGAAUUUCUCUCCCUUCUCUUCCCCUCCCACUAUGCAGACAAUUUUACCCCCCUGCUUAGAGCAGUUGACCUGACUCUGAAUUUUUUCUUACAGAAUGAAGUGCCUUUUUGAAUGUUAUUUUAAGAUAAAAAUUCAUUUUUGUAUAAGACUUAUUUCCAGACAUCUUUUAGUCUUGUAUUGUCUAAAUGCUUUAAAAGGAAAAAAGGAAAAAAAAAAAAAAAAAAGAAAAAAAAUUUAUAGAGCACUGUAAUAUAUAACAAAGGAAAAAAAGUUAAAAACAAAGAUGCUGGGUUCCUGUCUCCACGCUGACAUUAAGUUGUACUGCAUUUUGUCAUGCUCAGAAGGUUUAAGUGUUUGUGGGAGGGGGUGAUUUGGGUCACUGAUGCGGUUUAUGGAUACAGCUUUGAACAUAUCUGCAGUUGUUUUGAGUAUUAGGGAGUGACGGAAGUGAGAACAUAGGGUGACAAAUAGAUCCGAAGCACCUUUAAUUCUAGACAGAUGAAGUUCUGUUGUCUCUGCUUACGCACAACUGUCAUGCCUCUCAUCUUUUGGAAAAUGAUUAUCUUGGGAGAACGGGGAGGAGAUCUAUUUAUUAGUUCAGAAUUCUUUCCUUCAAAAGAGACCCCUCUGGGUAAGCUGAAUCUGUAUGGAGCUGUUUUGGAGUACUUUUUUUUCUUUUAAUUGCUGCUACUGUAUUCUCACCAAAUGGAGUUGACCAUCGGCUGUUAUACUGUUUUUGCCACUGUGCCUGUGCUAUGAAACAUUUUCUGUAAGCUGCAAACUUGGGCAAUAAAUAAAACGCAGGCUUCGUAACCUUUACGUAUUAAUCCUAUGGUAUUCCAGAGAUACCAGAGAACUCAGUAAAAGGUGACCUGCAAAGGAAAUUUUAUUAAUCUUCAUAUUAUUUGUGUCAGUUCAGAUGAAAUCCUCUUCUUUUUUUAUUGGUAUAUAAAGAAGCAAAAAAGUAUUUUUCCCUUAUCUGAUUCGUAUUUCUUCUUUUCCAAGGUGCAAUGUACAGGCAGGGAGCUAUGUCAGGUCUUCCCAGGAGGGCAGAAUAACCAGCCUAGAUUGUCUCUACAGUUCUCCUCUGCUUUGGGGCUGACUGAAUCUCACUCUGAAGCUGGAGUUCUGCUUAGCGUCUCUUCCUCUUAAGUGUCAUUGGUACACUGGGAUAACUUUGAAACUAUUUUAAGCCCUUUGAAGGAAAAUGCACUUAUUAUUUGUUUUCCUUUCCAGCGUCACCUUUUAACUUAAUUAUUUUCUGCACCUGAAUCUACACACGUAAAAUUUGCAGCUACAUUUGGUUGCCGCCAAAGUAAACCAAAUGAGAGGAGAUGGUGCUUCUAAUUAGCAUAGUGCUACAUUCUGAGCAGCAGAUCCCCCUUUGCCUUUCCCUUUCUUCUUGAAAAGUCUUGACAGACUUGGAGGGGAAAAAGAUAUAAAAGCAAAAGCGAUGGACUCAUCAUCCUUGUCUAACCCAUUGGUGAAGCAGCUUAAGGAAUCCAUUCAUAGAAGGGCAGACCAGCCUAUACAGGCAGCAAGUAGGUUGGUGUGGAUGCAGUGUGAGCUGGGGGAUGACCUGGCCCUCACAGUGAGGGUGAUAGAGGCAGCCCAGGGACACUUGUGAGUCUGUGUGGCGUCACCAUUUUGUUUCCUCACCAGCUGGCAUUACCUUAGUACUGUAUGACUCUGUGCCACAACAAAAGACAAAGCUGACACUUAAACGUACGAAAAACAGCAACAAUAGCAAAAGCAUACGUUGCUUGGGGAAAAAAAAAAAACAACAAAAAACCAACACAGCAUAUGGAUUCUGGUUAGUCCAUUAAUGUCGACUUUCAGUUUGAGAUGAUUGUUUAAUUUUGUAUUUGAAUUCAGAGCAAUGAAACCGUAAGCUGCCAAAAAGCUGUUGUCUGAGCAGUAUUUUCAACUGUGUUUGUAGCUCCUGUGUUACAGAUGCAGUUUGCAGGGAAGUAUUCAGGUCGUAGUUAGUUGUGCAGGUAUGAUAGGAAUGGCUGAAAAUAUUCAAAGACUUUCUCGCUAGCAUUAGACCAAACAAUCUUCCAAUUAGACAAUGAGUAACCCCCCGAGACGUCCCCGUUUUACGGUUGUAACCUGUUACGUGUGAGAUGAACGUGUUGUUAGUUUGCAUUUACGAAAGCAGCAAUUUCAUGAACCAGUUGCCUUAAGUCUGUGAAUGAAUGUUGAUUAUCCAAGUGUCUUGUAUCGUUUUCCAAUCCACAUAGAAUGGACAACUGAACUUCUGUUCCAGGUUCUGGAUGAACGGUUCCGAUGCCGCUCUGUACAGCCCCACUUGUUCUGUAUUGUUUAGUUCAGCUCUUGAAAUGCACAAAUUUCCAGAGGGAAAAAAAAAACAAAAACAAAAAAAAAAACCAAAAAACAUUAUUUUAACCGAGCAAAGCAUUAAAACUUGGUGCCAAUACAAAGGGGUGAAACCUAGCAACAGUUUUGAUCUCCGCUAACAUUUGAGGAUUCUUUUCUGUAAUGUCUGCUGUAGGUUUGUUGGUCUUGUUAUAAACUGGGGCUUUUUCAUUUGUUGGUUGCUUUUUUCUUUAAUUCAUUCCCAUUGAAAUAAAACAUGGAGUGUUCAGAGCUUUCCUGGCUAUUCAGUUUAGGGCAAAGGGAUCAAACCACCACAUUUGUUUAUUGUGUAAGAAUCCAUGUUUUUAAGUUAGCACGAAUAUCCACGCACUGUGUGUUGAAAGCAUCUAGAAUCUAACAAAGCAAUAUAGUUCUCUCCACAAAGCCAGAGAAACGAGGGGAAUGUCUGCAAGAUUUGCAAUACGGGUAUUUGAUUGUAUUAUAAAUACAAGAUCUCAACAAAUCAAAACAGGAGCGAAAAAGGUUUUCCUAAAGCUCUCACGUUAUUUCCAAGUGCAGUUAAAUGCAGACAGGGCUGGCGCUCACCCUGGUUCUCAGCUGCAUUAGCAGAGAAACAUUAAGGAGUCUUUUCCAGUUGGUCGUUCAGUCCAGCGAAAGCAGUGCUGCCUGACCUGAAGUUCCGUUGUCCGUUUUGUGUUGGGUUCACAAAGGUUUUUUUGCCUGUUAUGGGUAUUUUUUAAUUAAGCUGUAAGGCAGAAUGCCAUCGAUCCUUGAAACUCAACCGAAGCGUUACGGUUAAAUCUCCAUGUGUAAACUUAGGGCUGUGCAUGGAAUAUUCGUCCACCACCGAUGGGAGAUGGCAGCAGCGUGCUGUGCUCAUCGAGGCGGCUUCGGAGGAGUAAUCUGUUGUUCAGCCCUUCAGUCUUUCUUAAGCAGCAGAGUCAUACGUGGAAGAAACUCAACACCUGGAGAGACGGGGCUACCAGUGAAAGCGGUCACUUCAUCAUCACAGCGUGAUUCUGAUGAGCCUGGUUGGGGACAACGCAUGGAAAGGACAGCGGUGUGUGCUGAUGUUACAGCUUUGGAAAUGUCAGUGUAAAAACAAAACAAACAACCACCACCAACAACAAAACCCACAAACUUGUAGCUAUAUGAUUUCCAAACACGUAAUCCUCUGUUUUACGGAUUCUUUUUAACUAAUAAAACACAGUACCGCACAGCCCUGUUUGUAAAACAAAACCCAGUUUGUGCCUCUGAUUUCCAAGGUGCUGUGAUGUGUGCCUUUGUGGGGCAGGAGGGCAGGUGAGGCGCGGGGCCGUCGCCGCACACUCGGGGUAAAACUAUGCAACACCAGCUGUCAGGUCGCUGUUUCACAUUCUGUUGUAACAACCCAGCUGACAUCUUUCUUUCUUCUUUCUAUCGGGAGCUUCUUAACAGAGGAGUUUAAGCAAUGGAAAUGUUUCUUGGUGAUUUCUUUUUCUUAUUCCUAAUAAUGGAGCUGUUUACACUUUAAUGCAAUGAACAAUCCAGCGAUACUUGAGAAACACUACAGAUACCAUAUGAGUGUUUUCAGGAGAGAGAAGUGUUGUCAAUCAGGUUUUGAAUGGUUUCUUUACUGUCACAAAUAAUAAAAAGAUUUUACCAAUGUA